AUGGCGCAAUCAGACACCGCCGUUCGCUCCAUAUAUGCCGAGCUGCUCUCAAAUAUCAGACAAGUGUCAGUUAGAGCCACGCUGUCAUCACCAUCGGAUGCGACGACCAAGGCCGAGAUUCUUGAUGACGCCCGUCGCAUUCAAAUUCAUCAUCAGGGCGAAGUAAGAGCACUAGACCUUCCAGCCAGUGUCCUGGUACGAUCUACGAUCCCCAUUCCAGAGAAUUCCUCGCAGGACCUAGCCUGGAGGCUUCCAGUACCAGCCACUGAGACACACCUGACAAGAUUCUCUGCCGAGAAUCAGUCAGUACCUUGGAGCUCUACGGAUGUCAAAAUCGGCUCUUGUAUCAGCUGCCGGCAUUGCAGUCACAAUAUUGUUCAACCAGGCCGCAUAAAGUCAUGGAAAGAUUUACCCAGCGAGAACUGGGCAGAAAUGAUGGAGUUCUGGCACUGUCACAAGCCUCAUGACCACGAGCAUCAUGAUGGCGAGAAUCUGUCCAAGCGCGGCUACGGAGCUAAUAGUGCAAUUACUGCUCAGCCGGAAGUUGGCUUUGUGGAUCUCACCUCCUUUCUGUUCUCUGAGGCGGACUGCGAUGGAUUAUCAUUUUCGCGCCCUGAUUCGGACACCUCCUUCGACACCAGCAAAGAAGCCAUUGAUGGUACCGAUCCAGUGAGACCUUUACGUAUAUUCUGCAAGACUUGCCGUGCAGAAGUAGGAAUAUAUAAUGCCCUGGCAGUAUCGGUAACUCUGUUCAAGUGGCAAGUAACGUGCGAAACUGGCUCACCCAGCCAAUCCCCGAGCAGCUCAGAGUGCCUAGCAGCCACUCUAAUAGCCACCAUAUCACGGUCGGGCUCAUCUAAAUCUGUUGUGGCGUCACAUACGCUUGAUACUACCCCAGAAGGAACACGGUCGGAACUGCCUCAGUCUCUCCACCUCUGGGUGCUCAAUGCCAAUGUUGUGUAUUCUUCCACCAUGCGCGAAGGAAGACGGACGGCGAUCAAGGUUCUCUAUCAAGAUAUUGAUAUAGAAGAAGGGAAUAAACUUGUGGAUUCGAUGACCUCAGGUGUCCAGGAGAUCAGCUUCCCAGGAGCUGCUAUCAGCACAGCUCGUCAAAUUCUCCGGGAAAGUAACAGCUUAUUGCCCGUCUCUGAGCGGCUAUUUCAGCAAUGGCAUGUUGGUUUACUAGAACGUUGGAAAUAG
Messenger RNA from Trichoderma virens Gv29-8, 1200 nucleotides. RefSeq lists its product as uncharacterized. The record is from RefSeq and is a predicted model, not a curated record. Gene Ontology annotation, biological process: protein autoubiquitination; protein polyubiquitination; proteasome-mediated ubiquitin-dependent protein catabolic process. The transcript has 2 exons. Gene Ontology annotation, molecular function: ubiquitin protein ligase activity; ubiquitin conjugating enzyme binding; cyclin binding. Gene Ontology annotation, cellular component: ubiquitin ligase complex; cytosol; nucleus. The coding region runs from base 1 to 1200 and encodes 399 amino acids. NCBI's taxonomy places the organism in Eukaryota, Fungi, Ascomycota, Sordariomycetes, Hypocreales, Hypocreaceae.